This is a messenger RNA of Mycotypha africana, 1011 nucleotides long. RefSeq names its product kinase-like domain-containing protein. NCBI's taxonomy places the organism in Eukaryota, Fungi, Mucoromycota, Mucoromycetes, Mucorales, Mycotyphaceae. The transcript is spliced from 4 exons. Gene Ontology annotation, biological process: peptidyl-serine phosphorylation; peptidyl-threonine phosphorylation. The record is from RefSeq and is a predicted model, not a curated record. Gene Ontology annotation, molecular function: protein serine/threonine kinase activity; ATP binding. The coding region runs from base 1 to 1011 and encodes 336 amino acids.
AUGUUAUCAACUAAUUUUGGUUAUGAUGAUGAUAGAGGAGAUUACAAGAUCAUCCUUCAGGAUCAUAUAGCGUAUCGUUACGAAGUAGUGGAGGUGUUAGGACGCGGCUCCUUUGGUCAGGUUGUCAAAUGUUUCGAUCAUAAGCUAUCUCAAUGGGUGGCUAUCAAGUUAAUCCGUAAUAAGAAACGAUUUCACGCUCAAGCUAUGACAGAAAUUCGUAUUUUGGAAAAGCUGGUUGAGUGGGAUCCUGACGAUCAAUACCAUACGAUUAAAAUGACAGACUAUUUCUACUUUAGAAAGCAUUUGUGUAUUGCAUUUGAGUGUUUGACAAUGAAUCUGUACGAGUUCAUCAAGAUGAAUCAUUUCCAUGGUUUUAGUUUGCAUUUGAUAAGAAGAAUUGCUAUGCAACUUCUUCAGUCACUUACUUUACUUGCCAAGCAUGACGUGAUUCACUGUGAUCUAAAACCAGAAAACAUCAUGUUAGAACACCCAGCAAAAACUUCCAUCAAAGUUAUUGAUUUUGGUAGCAGUUGCUUUGAAUCUGAAAGAAUGUAUACAUAUAUACAAAGUCGCUUUUAUAGGUCCCCUGAAGUCAUUCUAGGCUUAUCGUAUCAUAAAGCCAUCGACAUGUGGAGCUUUGGUUGCAUCGUGGCCGAGUUAUACACAGGUUUACCUUUAUUUCCUGGUGAAAAUGAACAAGAACAACUAAGCUGUAUUAUGGAAAUGAUGGGUGCGCCUGAUAAAUAUCUUGUGGAUCGUUCAUCACGUCGGAAACUUUUUUUUGAUUCCUUAGGUAGGCCGCGAAUUGUGGCGAAUUCGAAAGGAAAAAAGAGAUUGCCAGGUACGAAAUCUCUUUACCAAGCACUCAAAUGCUGUCAAGAUAUUGCGUUUAUUGAUUUUAUUGAACGGUGUUUGAGUUGGGAUCCUUCAAAACGGAUGACACCACAAGAAGCAUUACGGCAUGAAUGGAUGACAACAAAUAAUAAUGGUUUUAUACAGUCAUCCUCCUGA